AUGUUGUUGCAACCGUUGGUGAUGCACUUAAGCCACUUGCUUCGGCUUAUAGUUGGUCAAUACUUUUCUGGAUUUUCAUCCAUUCUGAUUGUCUACAACAAUUCCGGCUCUACAACUCCUCUUCAACUGGAUUAUUUAAGUGCUUUGCAAUUGGUUCUCCGGGAUUUGCGGCAGCCUAUUAGGCUUCAAUGGAUAAAUGUGGCACUAUUUAAGGAUCUAACGGCCCUGGAGGAUCAAGUUAUGGGUGCUCUAAAUAGCAGUGUCACAGAGGGAUUUAUAACCAUUUUGUCGCAGACUAACCACUUUCUUCACGCUCGAUAUUAUGCCACCCGCAAUGCUAAUGUGCGACUCAAGGAUAAGCGAUAUUUGUUCCUGUGCGAGGAUGAAAACCCUGCGGAAUUGCUGAGCAUGGAUAUACUGCAGUUCUACCCCCACCAUCUGAUGGUGCGACCUGGAACCGAAACGGAGGCAGGACAAGGACCGAACACAGGACCACCACCAGAAACCAGGAGCAAAGAAGGCGCAUCGGUAAACAUGGGAAACAAGGACGAUGGAGUAGGCGAAUUGGCAGGGACAACAACCACUUCGCCCUACCGCGACAUCAAUUUCGAGCUGUGGACACAAAAGUUUGUCGGUGCCUUCAGUAAUUUGGAUGCCCUGCUCCUGGACGCAUUCUUGCCGAACGAAACUUUUGCCAAGCGGGUCGAACUUUAUCCAAACAAGCUGCUCAAUCUGCAGGGACGCAGCCUGCUUGUUGGCUCCAUUACUUAUGUCCCAUAUACGAUUACUAAUUAUGUGCCCGCCGGCCAGGGCGACGUGGACCCCAUCCAUCCGGCGAAGGCCAACCGAUCGGUUAACUUUGACGGAGCCGAGGCCAAUGUGAUGAAGACCUUCUGCGAGGUGCACAACUGUCAUCUAAGAGUCGAGGCCUAUGGCGCUGACAACUGGGGCGGGAUUUACGACAACGAAUCGAGCGAUGGAAUGCUAGGGGACAUCUACGAGCAGCGUGUGGAGAUGGCCAUUGGCUGUAUCUACAAUUGGUACGAUGGAAUUACGGAGACCUCGCAUACCAUCGCUCGUUCAUCGGUGACUAUCCUGGGUCCAGGCCCAGAACCCCUACCCAGUUGGCGCACCAACAUCAUGCCAUUCAAUGACCUCACUUGGCUAAUGCUGAUCGCAACCUUUUCGAUUUGCGGGACCUUUCUAUAUUUUAUGAAAUACGUCAGUUAUCGUCUGGGGAUUUGUGGGAAUCAAAGGACAUUUCAUCAUGGUAGGAAGCUUGAAAAAUCCAUGCUGGACAUAUUUGAUCUUUUUAUACAACAGCCAUCUGCUACUCUAAGCUUUGAUCGAUUUGCCCCGAGAUUUUUCCUGGCUACUCUUUUAUGUGCUACAAUCACGUUGGAAAAUAUAUACAGUGGCCAGCUGAAGUCGAUGCUAACUUUUCCCUUCUUCUCUGCCCCGGUGGAUACGAUCGAGAAAUGGGCCCAGUCGCAGUGGAAGUGGGCAGCUCCCUCCAUUAUCUGGGUGCACACGGUUCAAAGCUCCGAUAUGGAAACGGAACAGAUUCUGGCCCAAAACUUCGAGGUGCACGAUUAUAGCUACUUAUAUAAUGCCAGCUUUGCACCCAACUAUGGAUUUGGAAUCGAACGACUCUCUUCGGGUUCGCUAUCCGUGGGCGACUAUGUGCCCACGGAGGCACUGGAAAACCGUAUUGUCUUACAUGACGAUUUAUAUUUUGAUUAUACGAGAGCUGUUUCGAUACGUGGUUGGAUCUUGAUGCCUGAGUUGAACAAGCACAUUCGGACUUGCCAAGAAACGGGCUUAUAUUACCACUGGGAGCUGGAGUUUAUUGAUAAAUAUAUGGACAAGAAAAAACAGGAAGUGCUUAUGGAUCUAGCCAAUGGGCUUAAGGUCAAGGGGGCUCCCCAGGCAUUGGAUGUGAACAACAUUGGCGGUGCUCUAUUCGUCCUGGCCUUUGGGUUCACCUUCGCUGCCUGUGCCCUGGUGACAGAGUGUCUAAUCCACAGAAUGGAAAAAGGCAAAUAA
This is a messenger RNA of Drosophila rhopaloa, 2046 nucleotides long. RefSeq lists its product as uncharacterized. The record is from RefSeq and is a predicted model, not a curated record. NCBI's taxonomy places the organism in Eukaryota, Metazoa, Arthropoda, Insecta, Diptera, Drosophilidae. The transcript has 10 exons. The coding region runs from base 1 to 2046 and encodes 681 amino acids.